UGUUCUAUGCUUGUCAAUUUUGACAUUAUGUGUGUCUUGACAUCUUUAUAACCUAUAAUGUGAAGGCACCUUUUUGAAAAUUGAAGACUUUCUAUAUAUCCUUUCAAACAAUUAAAGAAAUUCAGGAGAAGAUAAUUACCUCAAUAUAGAGUAAAAAGAUGACUGUAAGCAGAGUUGUGCACGAAGGUAAACAUAUCAUGUCUGAAGAUGAAGGUAACAGAAGCAGUGAUGCUGAUGAUGAAAUGGAUGAUGGAGAAGGUAGAGAGGUAUCGAAUGCGGCGUGGGUGGAUUCUAUUUCAAAGAUUUUAAACACAAAGAAACCCAAAAACAAGAAGCACAUUGUACUUUCAAAAGCAAAAACACUUUCUGACCUUAAGAAGAAAAAAGUGAAGCCUGUAGGUUUUGAAGUUGAGACAGCUGAUGGAGAAGUUAAGAAGGAGGUGAUUGAAGAGCCAGAAGAAACAGUUCCAGAAAGAACAAAGAAAAAGAAAAGGGAUAUAUUGAACAUAAGAGUUAAACCAGAUAUAUUAGAGAAAGACAGAGAGAGGACCUUACAGAAAAUUGCCACAAAAGGUGUAGUGCAGCUCUUCAAUGCUGUCAAAAUGCAACAGAAAGAUAUUGGUAUGAAAUUAAAGGAGGCUGGAUCAUUAGAAGUAAGAAAGGAAAAGGUUCUGAAGAACAUUGACAAAAGGGCCUUUUUGGAUGUGCUGAUGGGUGAAAAAUCUGACAAGGUUGAUGAGGCUCUACAUAAUAGGCAGAAAGCUGAAACUAAAGAUACCUCAUGGAGUGUGUUGAAAGAAGAUUUUAUGAUGACUGCAAAAAUGAAGGACUGGGAUAAAGAGAUGGAGUGUGAAACUGAAGAUGUACAAGAAGAAAUUGAAUCUGAUUGAAGAAGUUGUUUUUAUUAAUUGUAUAUUGUUGUAAAUAUAUUUUUUCUAAACAUUAGCUUUCCACCCCAGUAAUGACGGAAAAUAUUCCAAUGAUUUUAAUAAAAAAGUAAUUAAA
Acanthoscelides obtectus is the source of this 1005-nucleotide messenger RNA. Lineage: Eukaryota; Metazoa; Arthropoda; Insecta; Coleoptera; Chrysomelidae. The record is from the annotation of a GenBank genome assembly.